This is a messenger RNA of Fukomys damarensis (Damara mole-rat), 1285 nucleotides long. It is a transcript of the gene Krt222, whose product is annotated as keratin 222. The transcript is spliced from 6 exons. Lineage: Eukaryota; Metazoa; Chordata; Mammalia; Rodentia; Bathyergidae. Bases 128 to 1018 code for a protein of 296 amino acids. The record is from RefSeq and is a predicted model, not a curated record.
CCUCUGAAAAAGGCGCCCUGCAUCUUUAAGGCCGUGGGCUCAGCUCAGCAGCCGUGGGCAGGGCCGGCUCUGCCGCAGCCACAGCUGCUGCGAGGUUCAGUUAGCCGAGGUGGAGGAUGGGGAAACAAUGGAGGUGUCCCAGCUCCUCGCUGAGGUCAGGGAAAACUAUGCACAGCUCCUCAGCAGCAAUCAGAUAGAGACCGUGCUGUCCACCAGGAUCCAGCUGGAAGAAGACAUAAGCAAAAAGAUGGACAGAGACCAGGAAGCUUUGAAGGUGGCGCGAGCAGAGCUCAAGGAGGCCCAGCGCCAGUGGCAUCACCUGCAAGUGGAGAUCGAGUCGCUGCACGCUGUGGAAAGGGGCCUGGAGAGCUCCCUGCAGGCCAGCGAGCAGCAGCACCAGAUGCAGCUGCAGGACCUGGAGGCUGUGAUCGAGGGGCUGGAGACGGAGCUGCAGGACGUCCGGCGCGGCAUUGAGCGGCAGCUGCAGGAGCACGAGCUGCUGCUCAACACGAAAAUGAGGCUGGAACAAGAGAUCGAGACUUACCGCCGCCUCCUGGAGAGGGAGGAAAUCAGAUAUUACGGCUGUAUCCAGGGUGGGAGAAAAGAGCCCAAACCUACCACCAGUAGAGUCGGUUUUGUUUUACCUUCAGCCAUCAUCAAUGAAAUAUCUUUUUCAACAAAACUCUCACAAAAGUAUGAGGAUGAAAAAGUGGAGACAGUGACCAAACAGGCAACAUUAAAUGGAAAUAUCAUGAAGGAGAGCACCGAGGCUCACGGCACCAUUCAAACAGAGAAAGUGGAUGAAGUUAUUAAAGAAUGGGAGGGCUCCUUCUUUAAAGACAACCCCCGAUUAAGGAAAAAGUCCGUCUCUCUGCGGUUUGAUCUCCACCUCGCAGCCACUGAUGAAGGCUGUCUGCAAACUCAUCAGGAAAACCUGCCGGACAUAGAGGUCAGGUUGGUCAUGAGACGGUCCUGCAGCAUCCCGUCUAUCAAACCUCCCUCCUCCACAGCAAACUAGCCCUAGGCGGGCUUUGACUGGACCCAAAAAUUCCACUAGGACAGAACAGGCGCGCCAUGCCGACCCUUCCUGUCUAAAAUGGAAGUUAUUGCCCACAUAGAGGAAAUGUUCUGAUCAAUGUGUGAUUGUGAUUCCCUUCCAAAAGGGAAAAAAAAACAGUUAAGGGAUAAAGUUUCUCUGAACUAAAUUCUGGGCUUAUUUGGGGGUGAGGGAGAGCUUUAAAAUAAAAUCAGAAAUUCAGGAUGGUUUCUAUUUUAUUUAUUCUAA